CAAUUUUUAAUUUCAAAUAUUGGGCGAAUGGGGAAUUAUUGAUAGCAGUAAUUAUUAUAAAAACGUUAAAAUACGCAAAGAGACUAUAUAGAUAUUAAUCCAAUAAGUUAUUGAUUUACAUAUGUACGUAUAAAACAAAAAUACUUUCACUUUUUUAAGUGGAAAAGAAAAAAUAUAGUGCAGCAGACAACUUAUUAAAAAAGCCACAAAAGUAAGCAAAAAAUAAAAACAGAAAGAAACAAACACAAAAAUUACAACACUACUCCUCAUUUGGUCGUAUUAUAACAUCGCAAAUUAAUAUAUAGACUAUUUACACACAAGUUACAAAAGUAAAAAUACUAUCACAACAGGAGAAAAGGUGUUGGAGGAAGUUAAUAAUUAGUGUCAAAAUAUAAACCUAUUAGUGGCCAGUCUGUUCGAAACCUAUUUGCUUAAAAGACGCGUUGAACGCGCUUAAUUCAACAAUAAGAAGCAACAAAAAUUGCAACGAUUUCAUAAUAGGUACAUAACAAUUGAAAUACAUUGGAAAAAUGGCUAAUCCUUCACCGCUUAUGAGUUUUGCUGCUGUAGUCAAGUCUGAAACUGAAGUUGGUGGAAAAUACGCCAGCAACCGUUGUCCCGUGCCUUCAAUUCAGUUGAAAAUUGCCAAACUAAGUUAUGAUUUGCACGAGGAAAUUCGCAAAUGUUUAGAAAAUUCCACGAUAUCAAAAAGACUAAGAGAAGAACUAGAAAGCUACAGCCGAGAAACACGACGUGAAAUCGUUCGACGCAUGCGAGGCGGUUCACCACCUCUGUUUAUUGCCUGCAGUAGAGGUUGUGUGCCCAUAGCUGAGUAUUUGGUAACAAUAUGUGAAGCUGAUAUAGAACAGAAAGGUUUAUUUGAAGCACCCGAAGAUCGUUCAUAUCAUUUAGUUACACCGCUUUGGUGUGCAGCAGUAUCGAAUAAUUUACCCAUGGUCAAGUAUUUAUUACGUGUUGGAAGUGACAUAAAUGCCACCUCGGAUACGGGAUCCACACCUGUACGUAGUGCUUGUUAUAUGACACACAUUGAAAUGGUGAAAUUUCUUGCUGAAAAUGGUGCCGAUAUCAAGAAAGCCAACAUGAAUGGUGGUACAUGUUUAAUCAAUUCCGUACAAUCACCGGAACUGUGUCUAUUUCUAAUACGCAAAGGCUGCGAUAUUAAUGCUGUCGAUACACAAGGUAAAACUGCUUUACACUAUGCCAUACAAGAACACAGACUGGAGACUACUAAAUUGUUAUUGGAACAUGGUGCCAAUCCGUAUGCUAUUAGUCGUCAUGGUGAUGAUGCUUUACGUACAGCUUGUCUGAAGGGUGCUCAUCCGAUUUUCGAUUACUUAAGAAAUAAUUUGGAGUAUUCUAUUGAAAGGUUGGCGGAAGCCCAUGAACUAAUAGGCUCUACAUUUCUAGAUGAACACAAUGAAAGUCGUUUGGCUGUUUUACACUGGCGCCUGGCACAUCAUUUAAGAGCAUCUCAAAAUCCAUAUAUUGAAAAACUUCCCAAAGUUCCUUUACGUGAAGCGUAUUGCUUUUCAAGUGAAUUUACCACUUUAGAAGCACUCGAUGAGAUGGCCACAGAUAUGGAUGAAAUGCGCAUACAAAGUCUCUUAAUAUGUGAACGUAUACUAGGCAUUACCCACAAAGACACCCUGUUUCGCCUAACAUUUCGUGGUGCUUCAUAUGCCGAUUCCCUGCAGCUGCAACGUUGCAUACAACUGUGGACACUGUUACUCGAAGUAAGAGUUCAACACAAUACUCUGCUCUUUUUUGAUACAUGUUUUGCGGCCCAGGCCCUUGUCCGUCUUAUGUUAGAGUUACAUGAACGUAAUACUGAUUUAAAUCAGAGUAAUUUUGGCAACGAGACUUUACCACAUUUUAAAGAUGUUUUGACUGUUUUCGAACUACUCACCAAUACGGUGGCGAAUUGCCAUUCUCUGCUACAAAUACGUCCCAUAUCCAGGAGGCAACAAGAGAAUUUCGAUAGUAUUUUUAAGUGUAUAGCUCACACAAUAUAUUUACUUAUUGCUACAUCAUGGAGGCCGGAUGAAAUACGCAUUGUGUACUUGUCGGUGCGUAAAUUGAUUCAGGCGAAUAUUACCAGUGCCUGCACAAAUGAUUCACUGUUGCAUGUGUGUGUUUCACGUUUGAAUGUGAUUAAGAGUGGUUUAUUAAAUGAUGAGAAUUUAAAUGUUAUAUUCCCAAAUGCUGAUGUCAUUAAGUUGUUACUGGAAUGUGGCAUAAAUGUGAAUGCAAAAAAUGAAGUCAAGUCAACACCACUGCAUAUAGCGGCUCAGCCAUAUAAUUUUAGCAAUGAGAUCAUAACAAUUCUCCUUGAUCAUGGUGCCGAUUUAGAUCAACCCAAUAAAUCGGAUGAACGUCCAUAUAAUUUAAUUGCACUUAAUUCGGCAAAUACAAUACCUCUUAUGAAUUAUAUUAAUCUUAAAUGUUUAGCUGCCACAAUUAUCAGUAAGUAUCGAAUACCGUAUCGUAAUCAAAUACCAAAAUGUUUAGAAAACUUUGUUAAAGAUCAUGAACCUUGAACUUCAAAGAGUUUCCAAUUUAAAUACUGUGAAAAAUAAUGUUGAAAAACAAUCUGCAUUAUUGGAAAAUUAUGUGAAAUAUGUAAUAAAACAGUGAUAUUAAUCGAAUAAUUGUAUAAACAUAUUUAAAAAUUAUUAAAUUAUUUAUUUAAUUAAUAAAAGUAAUUACAAAGAAAAAAACUGAAUUUAAAAAAAUAUAUUUGUAAAAAACUAAAGUUGUUACUAGUUACAUUUUAGAGCUUAAAAAGUUAUUUAUAAAAAGUUCAUUAUUGUAGAACUUGGUUCAUUUAACUAAUUAUCACCAUGUUAUUAACACAUACAUACAUACUUACACGCAUACAUACCUAUAUAUUUAUACUACAUACAUACUUUCAUACAUACAUAUGUAUAUGAAUGUAUGUAUUACUUAAGGAAAUAAAAUGCCAAUAUUUAUUAUUAUAAAAAUAUAUAUUUAUAAAAAAAUAAAAAAAAAUAAUUUCAAUACUACAAUAUAUUUAUUAUAAAUUAUUCUUGGAACUCUUCUACAAGGAAAUUAAAAGCAUGAAAUAAUAUACAUACAUAUAUACGUACAUAAACUUACAUACAUAUUUAAUAAAGAAAAAAAGGAAAAUAUUAUUAAAAGUAUUUAUAUUUAUUGAAUUUAAAAUAUCUUGAACAAAAAAAUAAAACCAAAAUAAUUGUGUAUCAUAAAAUAUUAAACAAUUUGGAAAAUAAAAACCUGCAAAUUAUUACGAAAAAA
Molecule: messenger RNA, 3297 nt
Organism: Calliphora vicina (urban bluebottle blowfly)
Lineage: Eukaryota; Metazoa; Arthropoda; Insecta; Diptera; Calliphoridae
Gene: m-cup
Product: mann-cup
Exons: 8
Coding region: 531-2558 (675 amino acids)
Molecular function (GO): protein binding
Source: RefSeq, a predicted model, not a curated record